Physeter macrocephalus (sperm whale) is the source of this 1862-nucleotide messenger RNA. Its product is annotated as cAMP-dependent protein kinase type I-alpha regulatory subunit. The record is from RefSeq and is a predicted model, not a curated record. NCBI's taxonomy places the organism in Eukaryota, Metazoa, Chordata, Mammalia, Artiodactyla, Physeteridae. The transcript is spliced from 4 exons. Bases 74 to 487 code for a protein of 137 amino acids.
UCUUACUCCACAGCAUUAUGUGAAUUACACUUUCUUUUUUCAUUUAUAGGGAAGCACGCUGAGAAAACGCAAGAUGUAUGAGGAGUUUCUUAGUAAAGUGUCUAUUUUAGAAUCUCUGGACAAGUGGGAACGUCUCACGGUAGCUGAUGCGUUGGAACCAGUGCAGUUUGAAGAUGGGCAGAAGAUUGUGGUGCAGGGCGAGCCGGGAGAUGAGUUCUUCAUUAUUUUAGAGGGUUCAGCUGCUGUGCUACAGCGUCGUUCAGAAAAUGAAGAAUUUGUUGAAGUGGGAAGAUUGGGGCCUUCUGAUUAUUUUGGCGAAAUCGCGCUGCUGAUGAAUCGUCCUCGCGCUGCCACCGUGGUUGCCCGGGGCCCGCUGAAGUGCGUCAAGCUGGACCGCCCGAGGUUCGAACGUGUUCUUGGCCCGUGCUCGGACAUCCUCAAACGGAACAUCCAGCAGUACAACAGUUUUGUGUCCCUGUCCGUCUGAAACCCGCUUCCCAUGCCUCCCUUCCACCUCUCCCUGUCCAGGCUUCCCCAUGCAGACUGCUCUCUGGCCCCUCUUUGCAGCGCCACGUGGCCACUGGCAUCGCAGCUUCUUGUCGGUUUCUCUUAAAAGUUGCUCUUAUUGCACCGUUUUUAUGUUGGAGCAUUAACUGAGUGCUCAUACACAGUUAAAUAAAUAGAAAAGCGUUCUGUGGAGACUUGGCUGUUCCUGCUUCUCUCUGUGCAGUGUUAGUGUUCACCCCGGGCCGCGCGUGCCAUGCUUUCUGGUGAGGGCAGACCCUGCGCCACAUGAGUUACCGUAGAGUCAUGAUGUCACCGUGCAAGAUUGCCUUUCAAGUGACAGAAGUUUCCUGUUAUCAUAAGCAGAUUCUAGACUGUGGCCAUAUAUGCUAUAUUUCUUUAUAGAAUAAACGAUUUCUCAUUAAGCUCUGAGGAUUAGGAAAAACAGAUAUAGAAAAAUCUUAGUAUAGUAGAAAGACAUCUUCCUGUAUUUAAACUAGUUUAAGGGGUGGAAAAAUGCCCAUUUUUGCUAAUUAUCACGUGGAAAUGAUCAGUUCUUUUUUUUUUUCUUUUUAACAAGAAUUUUUAUUUGUGAAGCGACUUUGCCUGGUUUUGUUUAUAUCUUGUUCUUAAUGUUUCCUCUCCAAUUCUAAAAUAUGUUGAGGUGUGGCUCUCUAUACCUACCUGCCGUUUGAGGUCCACACCGAAUCGCAAGCUGCGAAUACUGGGUGACGAUCUAACUCCGUCUGCCUCAGCUCACAAAUCUGAUUUUACACCUUCAUUUAUCCAGCUGGUGCCAAGUGUUGGUCAUCAGAUGCUGAACUGAGAAUACGAAUUUGAGGUCUGCACUCUUGGUUGUUAACUUAGAGUUUUUGGUUAAUGUAUAUCCUUCAGUUGAGUCCAGGAGAAUAAUCUCUUAUGCUCUUUAAGCACUGAUUCCAGGAGAUUGGAUUUACUGGGAAUAGACAGACUAAAUGUCGUAACCGAAAAAUGGAGGAGGUGGGAUUGCUAAAGGGAGAAACGGCAGUUGGACAAAGUUCAGUGUUGGGAGCUUUGCCCCACUAAAUUCACUGGGGCAGGAGAUUUGGCAAGAAGUUUUUUACUUUGCUUUAACCUUUCCUCCCCUUUUUACAUCAACUAGAAUUUUUGCGGGGGUGGGGUCGGAUGUGUAUGUGUUUCAAAUUGGUCUAAAAGGCCAUCCUACUGAAAAGUUCUGCUUUCCUAUCUACCACCUUAUUUCUCUGGCAAACUUUUUUGUGUAAACGUGUGUUUUGAGUCUUAACUGUAUUUCAGUAUUUUCCAGCCGUAUCAAGGUUAUGUGUUGUUACAUUAUUCCAUGUGCACCAAUGAUACCCAAC